Molecule: messenger RNA, 1709 nt
Organism: Drosophila persimilis
Lineage: Eukaryota; Metazoa; Arthropoda; Insecta; Diptera; Drosophilidae
Gene: Arfip
Product: arfaptin-2
Exons: 5
Coding region: 236-1324 (362 amino acids)
Biological process (GO): regulation of Arp2/3 complex-mediated actin nucleation; intracellular protein transport
Cellular component (GO): trans-Golgi network membrane
Molecular function (GO): protein domain specific binding; phospholipid binding
Source: RefSeq, a predicted model, not a curated record
AAAAAACCUUUUUUAGCUUGCAUUUGUGUGUGAAAACUGAACUGGUGUGAAUAAUUGCCGAGAAAUAUUGGAGAACUGUUUGGUCCCAGCGUGUGAUAUUGAUUUGUGUGUGUGCGCUGUUUGGGGUGCAACGGCAAGCGUUUCGCCGCCGCCUUCUCUCCCCCUCCAACAAAGAGCCUUAACGAUUUUUAGAAAGUAAUUAAAUAGUAUUAGCAGCCGAUACAGUAAGAUUGAUAUGGCGGAACGCGAGCGUAGCAUACACGAAAUGCUGAAAGAUACGCCCUCCAUGAACGAUAGCUGCGGGGCAGUUCAUACCGGCACAGAGGGUGGCAGCAGCAUGGUUGUCGGGAUCGGGCUAUGCGGCAGCGUCAGUAGCCACAGCAUUGGAGUCGUCGCUGGAGGUGGAGGCGGGGCCGGUGUCAGUGUCGGUGGUCCCUUCAAUGCCCCCAACAGCUUGCCGUUGCGAAAUCAUUCAGCACCCACCACACCAAUGUCACCGACCAGUCCGACCUGUUCGGGAAAUGGGAUGAUACUGACAUCUGCAGAUGGCAGCGGCAGCCUGAUACGCACAAGUGCUUCCAAGAUCGAUAGCAUCAAGAACUGGAGCAUAUCCACAUACAAGUGUACGCGCCAGAUAAUGCUCGAGAAGCUGGGCAAGUCGCAGCGCACUGUCGACUCCGAGCUGGAGGCGCAAAUCGAACAGCUACGGGAGACGCAACGAAAGUAUUUAUCAAUCUUACGCCUAACGAGAGCAUUUAGCUCGCAUUUCCAGCAUGUGGUCGUCUCACAGCAUGCCCUGGCCGAUUCGUUUGCCGAUCUGGCGCAAAAGAAUCCCGAACUGCAGAAGGAGUUCACCUGCAACGCAGAAACGCAACGAAAUCUAACAAAAAACGGCGAACUGCUGCUCAAUGCAUUAAACUUUUUCAUUUCGUCGGUCAACACGCUGUGCAACAAGACCAUCGAUGAUACCCUACUGACGAUACGACAAUACGAAACGGCUAGGAUCGAAUUUGAUGCCUAUCGCAUGGAUUUGGAGAACUCCAAGCCGGAGAUAACACAGUCGGCAACCGCCUUGGAAGAAACCCAACGAAGUUAUGCCCAACACAAGGAUCAGUACGAGAAACUGCGCUCCGAUGUGGCUGUCAAAAUGCAAUUUCUCGACGAGAAUCGCAUCAAAGUGAUGCACAAGCAACUGAUUCUGUUGCACAAUGCCAUUGCUGCGUACUUUUCGGGAAAUGCCAUGGCACUGGAAAGCACUCUGAAGCAAUUCAAUAUCAAGCUUAAGUCACCGAAUGCCGUCACCGGAUCCUGGCUGGAACAGUAGUAUCCACUCGAAACACACGAUUCAGACAUGCCACAAGAGGAACAACCAGCGCCAUUCCUUUUCACUUGCUGAACGAGCACGCUCUCUAAAAAAAAAAAGUUUAAUUGCAUGGAAGGAUCGUAAUAAUAUUUAAUUCCUAACUUUAAGUCGAAUUCCUAAACCGUAAGAUGAAAGUGGUGAUGUGACUGUAUGUUAUAUAUUUUUCCAACUGCUUUCCACACUGUAUGUAUUGUAUGUGCCCCCCGUAUGCCCCUGUAUCUCCCAUACUAACCGAAAUAGUUCCUGGUUUAUGUUUCAAAAUUGGUUAUUGCUUUAAAUUGAGGACUGAUUGCGCUUAGACCAAAAAGAAAAGCAAUCGGUGCAAUGGUAUAUUUUUUGUUCUAGA